Messenger RNA from Mycetomoellerius zeteki, 803 nucleotides. RefSeq lists its product as uncharacterized. The coding region runs from base 208 to 786 and encodes 192 amino acids. The record is from RefSeq and is a predicted model, not a curated record. Lineage: Eukaryota; Metazoa; Arthropoda; Insecta; Hymenoptera; Formicidae. The transcript has 4 exons.
UGUUUCUCUAAAUUUAAUGUAAUUCUACGAUUUUGUGAAGUCUCAACGAAUAGUGGUGACAUGUUUUUCUAGUCUGCUCCAAAAACGAGACGAGAAAUAUUUUACAGUGAAGUUUUAAACGUUAAAAAUCAUUUGUUUAUUCACUCUGGAUUGGAUAUUAUCUAGUGAAUAUAUUUUAUUGUGUAAUUAUACUUAAUUGUACAUAUAAUGGAUAAUAGUAACACGAUGGAUGCAGCAAAUAGUCUGCAUGAUUUUCCAAAUACAGUAACACUAGUGGAAAGAAAUACCAUGCCACAAGGCAUAUCAUUAAUUGAUCCAGCUGCUGUAGCAAAAUCAAGUAAGCAGGAUUUAAUGGCGCUAGUCACGGAAAUUAAAAAGGCAGAUGACUGUGUAAAAGCUAAUGCAUGUAAUAAGUUACAAGUGAUCGCAGAGCAGAUCAGAUUUCUGCAAAGACAGGCCGAGGGUAUUUUGGCUGAAGCAGAACGGAACGCCAAGCUGCAUCAUGUACCUUGCAAUUUUGUAAAGCAGUCUGGUCACAUUUAUCAUUUGUAUCAACGAGAAUCGGGACAGUUUUACUUUUCCAUGCUUAGCCCAGAAGAAUGGGGUAGUUUAGCUCCCUCACAAAAUUAUAUGGGUUCGUUUAGAUUGGAGCAAGACCGCUCAUGGACCCCACUGUCUAAACUGCAGGCGAAGAACGACGAAUUGAACUUGAUUGGAAAAUUCUUACCUUCCGAUACAACUGCAAAUGCCUUUUUACAUUCUGUCAUGUUAAAUAAUAGCAAGUAACGUAAUUAACAAAUUUA